ACGAAAAGGGCAUUUGGUUAAAAGCGCGACGCGAGAAGAAGAAAAGCGAGGGAAGGGAAAAAGAGAGUGUGUUUGUGUGUUGAUUCAUAGAAGAAGGUUUUGUGGCAGCGAAGAUGGGUAAUCCACGGAAAUCGAGGACCGGCGACGAGCUUCAUACGGCGGCAAGGUCCGGCGAUCUCAUCGCCGUUCAGUCAAUUUUGGCUUCUAAUCCUUUGGCCGUUAAUUCCAGAGAUAAGCAUUCCCGAACACCUCUACAUUUAGCUGCAUUUUCUGGGCAAGCAGAGAUGGUCACUUUUCUCUGCAAGAACAAGGCUGAUGUGGGUGCUUCUGCUAUGGAUGACAUGGCUGCAAUACACUUUGCUGCACAGAAGGGACAUUUAGAAGUUGUUCGUGCUCUACUUUCUGCUGGGGCCUCUCUCAAAGCCUCUACGCGCAAAGGUUUGACGUCAUUACACUAUGCUGUUCAAGGCUCCCAUUUGGAACUCGUCAAGUACUUGGCCAAGAAAGGGGCAAACCUUGGUGCCAGGACAAAGGCAGGAAAGACCCCGUUGGAUCUUGCUACCAAUGAGGAAAUCCGCUCCUUUCUGGAGGAAUUUGAAAGCUCAGCUAAGAGUGGAGAAUUGGGAAAGAAAGAUGAAGAUGAAGCUGAAGAAUCUGAUCCAAAGAUAUCCAAAGUGGGAUCGGAAGAUGAUUUGAGUACUGAACCUCCUGCAGCUGCUGCUGAUGAAGAAAACAAUGAGAGAGAGAAGAGGAAGGGUGAUGAAAAUGAGUCAAGAGAAGAGUCGUCACAACCAAAAAAGGCAAGAGUUAAGUUAAGCCAUCUACAAAGUUCAGAUGAUACCCAAGAAGAAGAAAACCUGUAGGUUGGUAGUGGCAUAGUAGAACUAAAGUUUUGUUAUUGUAGUCUGUAUUCUGUAAUAGUAUCUAAUAUGGAAUCCCUUUGUUGGGUUAGGAGACUGGACCAUCUGUUGGCUGUUAACAAUUUAUUCUGGAUUAAUACAAUUUUAUCUUGACAAUAUA
Molecule: messenger RNA, 1020 nt
Organism: Cajanus cajan (pigeon pea)
Lineage: Eukaryota; Viridiplantae; Streptophyta; Magnoliopsida; Fabales; Fabaceae
Source: RefSeq, a predicted model, not a curated record